GCAAAUCAGGAGACUUAUAUUUAGCCUUGCAAAUGGCGCACUAUGGAUUAUGUCUUCGGGCUCUCCGGUUUCGUCUUCAGUGCGUUUUGUAGCAUGAAGGGGGGCUGUGGAUCAUGAAGAGGCUGCUAUUCAGGUGAGGAGCAAGUCAACUUCAUGUUAUCGGAACCAGCUCUCUUUCCACUUAUCUCACUCUUUUCCCUGCUUGCUUUGCCUCCACUCUCUCAUACUCCAUCUGGGAGAAGAGUUUAUGGUCUCACAUACUUCCUCUGGAGGUGGAGGGCUAUUCAGAGAGUCCAAAAGACACCAAAGAAGACACACUUGAGCUGGAUUGACAGUUACGUUGCAGGGAGCUGCUUCCCAUAGCAGCAGAAGAGUGUAAUUGGACAGAUUACUUGACCAAACUACUGAGAUUUUGGAUUAAAAAGUAUCAUGGAUGUACUCGCUUUAGAGGCAAAGAAAGAGCCCGGAGCCGAAGUUGAAAAAAAGACUACAGCAAGGCCAAAACCGAAACCCCCCAAAAAGGCUAAAAGGAUUGUUUACUUUGAGGUGGAGAUCGUAGAUUUGAAGACUAAAGAGAAACUGCUGCUGCUGGACAAGGUGGAGCCAACUGCCACUAUUUUGGAUAUUAAAGCUUUGUUUCACAAAUCAUAUCCAAAGUGGUAUCCAGCCAGACAAUCCUUGCGUUUGGAUCCAAAGGCCAAGUGUCUCAGGGAUGAGGAUGUUCUGCAGACACUUCCCGUGGGAACCACGGCCAGCUUUUACUUCACUGACCUAGGACCCCAGCUCACAUGGGGAACCGUGUUCCUGUCAGAGUGUGUCGGCCCACUGAUCAUCUACUUAAUGUUCUACUUCCACCUUCCCUUCAUCUACUCUCCAAAAUACGACUUCACCAGCAGCAAACACUGGGUCGUACACUUGGCAUGCAUGUGUCACUCCUUCCACUACAUCAAGAGGAUUCUGGAGACAAUGUUUGUCCAUCGUAUCUCCCACGGCACCAUGCCUCUCAGAAACAUAUUUAAGAACUGUGGCUAUUACUGGUGCACUGCAGCUUGGAUGGCGUACUACAUUAACCACCCUCUGUACACCACACCCUAUUACGGGCAACAGCAGAUUAACACAGGACUUUACAUUUUCUUGUUCUGUCAGGUGGGGAAUUUUUCCAUCCACGUUGCCCUUCGUAACCUUAAACAACCAGGUUCAAAAACCAAGAAGAUUCCUUACCCGACAAAAAAUCCCUUCACAUGGAUGUUUUGGCUGGUCUCUUGUCCAAACUACACAUAUGAGCUGGGCUCCUGGAUCGGCUUCACAGUGAUGACCCAGUGUGUGCCUGUGGCUUUCUUUACUCUCGUGGCCUUCAUCCAGAUGGCUGUGUGGGCCAAAGGCAAACACCGCAGCUACUUAAAGGAGUUCAGAGAUUAUCCGACACUGCGCUCCUCUAUUCUCCCCUUCAUCCUGUAGAGCCCCACAGAAAAAAACAAGUCCCUACCCACACCCACCCCCUCACUGAUUGGCGCCCUCUUAAGGGCCCCUCCAUCCACUGGAUGUCAGGAAGUGUGUGCUGAGGUCAACAGCAUGGAUGGAUUUUGGUCAUAUGGACUACACGAAACACCCAUGUAACAUUAUUUCAAAACAAGGAGUGGUUGGACUGAUGAACGCAGGACUGGCAAAGGAAGCCAUCAGAGUUAAAUGCAGCAAAGUCUUAAUUUUAUGUUGUAUGUUAUUUUGAAGAGCAAGAAGAGGAAAAUGUAUUUUGCUACUUUGGUAAGUUAAUAUAUGUGUUUUAGAGUGCUGUUUAGAUUACAAAAAAACAAAAACAAAAAAAAUCUGUAGCUUUUGGCAACCUGAACAGGGAAGUUUCCCACAGCGCUGAAAAACUAAGAGGAUCAUCUGCAUUAUUUAAGUAGUAUGCAGCCUGGCGCUGACAACUUUGUGGCCUCAUGCAGUUCUCUACUGAUUUGACUGAUCCCAGUGACCUUUACACUGUAACACUGGUGUAGAGAUACUCAACUUGCUUUGCCACUUUUGCAAAAAUGACAGAAGGCCCAGGGCCAGACAAACAUUAAUAAUAUGUAUCAUUAAAUGAAUUGCCUGUUCUCAACCUUUCAACAUUUGCUGUCCUCACUCAUCUUUGCCAAGAGGCAAAUCCAUUCACAGCAGCCCCACAAAGGUCAGAGGUACAUUCAAUCUGCAACGGUGUGCAUGGUCUUGCUACGGUUUGAACAUGUUUUCUUGAAACACUGUGAAACGAUGUGUGACGGGCUUUGAGGUUAUGUUUUCUCCUGUUUGGUGGGUGCAUCAGAGGUGUACCCAAUCAGCACGGAUGUGCAUGUAAGCCAAAUAUAGGUAUAUUUUUAUUUAUUGUACAUUCAGUUUUUGUUUUUAUUUCACACUUGCUGUGGCAAUGUAAACAUAACUUUUCCCAAGCCAGUAAAGGCCCUUUGAAUUGAAUUAAAUGAAACUUUACUGUACUGAAAGGCAGCGCGCCUCUGUCACACAAUAGGGUGUUCAACACACCACCAUUUCUGUUUAAAUGUUUUACUAUGUUUUGUCAGGGCUGAGCGCAGCCCAGGUUUAGGUGUUUCUACAAUUUGAGAACAUCUGGGGGUCUGUCAAGGGGUCAGAGGGAUCCUCCCUGGCACUUUUUUUUUUAAUCGAAUAAGCUCUAUUUUUAUGCUUUUUAAAAAGCACUCUGACAAAUUUUUUACAUUCAAAGUACAAAAGAAAAUCCCAGUUUAAAAAAUUGGUUUUCACUGUAAAGUUGAACAAGGUCAGCAGGCCACACAGCACCCUAUUGUGGGCCAUAAAUUGAGUAUCACUGCACCUGUGGAUUAGAAAUUAUAUGCUGAUACCCAUGUUUUCCACCCUGGGUUAGGAAAGUCUUUUUUUUCGGCACAUAGAUCAAAUGUAGUUCUAGUAUAGGAAAAAUAAUGGAGAGAAAAGAAACACUGCAUGUACAGAGUCAAAAACAGCAAACCUCAGUCAUCAAACCAUCAUUAGUAUAUAACAUGUCUAGAGUAAGAUUUCUGUGUUGUGGAGAUCUUUUCCCACUGUUUUUGGACUGAUAUGAAUAGUUGUGGAGAUACAAAUACAGAAUAAAACUCCCUCUGACUGUGCUUUCCAAUAUUGGAAGAGGACAUUAGAAAACCACAUCCAAAACACCAAAGACAAGCUUGAUAUUCUAUUUUAACUGAAUGUGCAUUUCACACAGCGGUGCAUCGACUGAACCCUCAAAUUAAAUGAUGUUAUUUUUUAAAAAAUGUCCUGCUGCAAUUUUUCUGUAACAUCGUUCAGUGUUGAACAGCUUUUUUUUUGUGCCUGAAGUGGAAUGUUUGUUCACAAUAUCUGAUUGAGACUGAAGAGAGGCCGUCACUCAUCCUCACACAUUACUGAUUUGAGUGUAAUAAAUGACCAGAAAACAAGUGACUGAACAGAGAGACACGAGCUUUAUUUGUGACUCUGGAAGAAGAAGUGUAAAUGUUACAGAUAAAAAGGGGGGGAGAUACAUUGGAGAUGUAGACUACAUCAUGUGGAAUGUUACAAUUCAAGAGGCUGGUUUACAUUAAAACACAAAGAGACACAGGACAAAUUAUAAAUGGGUGAUAACAUGAAAUAUUGCAUUUGAUCAAGAUAUCUGCUCUGUAAACAGGCACUGAGCAGCGGUAUUAAAUUUAAAACAAUAUAUUCAGUAUUACAAUGACAUUUCACAAAGUUUAUUACUUUAUUUUAUUUGUGCAUGAAAGCAAAUUCCAUUAGGCUGCACAUUUGCCUGGUUACAUCUAUCUGCAAUUGUUCCCCAAAAUGCAACUGUAUUAAGUUGGACCACAGUCACAUCUAAUAGAAAAAGAAAAAAAAAACCACAUAUUGCCUUGCCAGCAGGUAGUAGUAUAUCAUAUUGGUUAUAUCUCUGUGAGACACUGAAGACAUAAU
Messenger RNA from Plectropomus leopardus (leopard coralgrouper), 3927 nucleotides. RefSeq names its product trans-2,3-enoyl-CoA reductase a (gene tecra). Gene Ontology annotation, molecular function: oxidoreductase activity, acting on the CH-CH group of donors. Gene Ontology annotation, biological process: very long-chain fatty acid biosynthetic process. The record is from RefSeq and is a predicted model, not a curated record. NCBI's taxonomy places the organism in Eukaryota, Metazoa, Chordata, Actinopteri, Perciformes, Serranidae.